Molecule: messenger RNA, 1026 nt
Organism: Terrapene triunguis (Three-toed box turtle)
Lineage: Eukaryota; Metazoa; Chordata; Testudines; Emydidae
Product: olfactory receptor 6B1-like
Exons: 1
Coding region: 1-1026 (341 amino acids)
Biological process (GO): G protein-coupled receptor signaling pathway
Cellular component (GO): membrane
Molecular function (GO): G protein-coupled receptor activity; olfactory receptor activity
Source: RefSeq, a predicted model, not a curated record
AUGGCGAACACAGAAUGGGGAAAUCAAACAUCCAUCUCAGAAUUCAUCCUCCUGGGAUUUGGAAAUCUUCUAGAACUGCAGCUUCUUCUCUUCCUGCUGUUUCUAGUGAUUUACAUGGUGACCAUGGCUGGGAACAUCCUCAUUGUUACACUAGUUGUGACUGAUCAGCACCUUCACACCCCCAUGUACUUCUUCCUGGGUAACUUGUCCUGCUUGGAGACCUGCUACAGCUCCACCAUCCUGCCCAGGAUGCUGGCCAGUCUCCUGACUGGGGACAGAAGCAUCUCAUUCAGAAUUUGCAUCAUCCAAUAUUAUUUCUUUGGUUUUCUGUUAGGUGUUGAGUGUUGCCUCUUGUCUGUGAUGUCUUACGAUUGGUAUUUAGCGAUAUGCAAACCUCUGCAUUAUGCAACACUCAUGAAUGGCAGGCUCUGCCUCCAGCUAGCAGCUGGGUCUUGGAUAAAUGGGCUUCUGGUUAGUAGCACAAUGACAUCCUUGAUGUCACAGUUAUCUUUUUGUGGCCCCAAUGAAGUUGACCAUUUUUUGUGUGAUUUCACCCCAGUAAAAAAACUGUCCUGCAGCGACACCAGCCUGAUGGACAUUGUGGCUUUCCUUAUGGCUGCAAUAUUCACCCUGCCUCCAUUUCUAUUGACGCUGACAUCCUACAUUUGCAUUAUCACCACCAUCCUGAGAGUCCCGUCCACCACCGGGAGGCAGAAGGCCUUUUCCACCUGCUCCUCUCACCUCAUUGUGGUGACAACUUUCUAUGGGACACUGAUGAUUGUCUACAUGCUCCCAGACACCGACACACUAAGGGUCCUUAACAAAGUGUUCUCCAUCUUCUACACUGUUCUGACUCCCAUGGUUAACCCCCUCAUCUACAGCCUGAGGAACAGAGAGGUCAAGGAGGCCCUGAGAAGAGCCAUCAAUGCCUUUUUAACAUUGACAGGAAUUGAGACGGGUCAAAUUCAAGGGCUUGUGUACAUGGCGAAAAAGCCCGGCAUGGUGAAUGCAAAUAGCUAUUGGUGA